GGAGAGAAUGCUUUCUAACUUAUUCAGUGAGGCCAGCAUUGCCCUAAUACUGAGCCAGAUAAAGACACUACAAGGAAACUACAGACCAAUACUCCUUAAGAACAUUAAUAUAAAAAUCCUCCCUUUCCAACCCGGGACGGGCAGGAUGGCUCCGGCAAAGAAGGGCGGUGAGAAGAAGAAGGGCCGGUCCGCCGUCAACAAGGUGGUGACCAGAGAAUACACCAACAACAUUCACAAGCGCAUCCAUGGAGUGGGUUUCAAGAAGCGUGCCCCUCAGGCACUCAAAGAAAUCCGGAAGUCUGCCAUGAAGAAGAUGGGAACUCCAUAUGUAUGCAUUGACACCAGGAUCAACAAAGCUGUCUGGGCCAAAGGAAUAAGGAAUGUCCUAUACCAUAUCCGUGUGCGGUUGUCUAGAAAACGUAAUGAAGAUGAAGAUUCACCAAACAAGCUCUAUACGUUUGUUACCUAUGUAUCUGUCACCACUUUCAAAAAUCUACAGACAGCUAAUGUGGAUGAGAACUAACUGUGCUUGUUCAAUAAAGUUACAGAACCAC
Molecule: messenger RNA, 554 nt
Organism: Lagenorhynchus albirostris (white-beaked dolphin)
Lineage: Eukaryota; Metazoa; Chordata; Mammalia; Artiodactyla; Delphinidae
Product: large ribosomal subunit protein eL31-like
Exons: 1
Coding region: 8-523 (171 amino acids)
Biological process (GO): cytoplasmic translation
Cellular component (GO): cytosolic large ribosomal subunit; ribosome
Molecular function (GO): structural constituent of ribosome
Source: RefSeq, a predicted model, not a curated record